Messenger RNA from Aspergillus bombycis, 1047 nucleotides. Its product is annotated as Elongator subunit IKI1. The record is from RefSeq and is a predicted model, not a curated record. Bases 1 to 1047 code for a protein of 348 amino acids. The transcript has 3 exons. Gene Ontology annotation, cellular component: cytosol; elongator holoenzyme complex; nucleus. Gene Ontology annotation, molecular function: tRNA binding. Gene Ontology annotation, biological process: tRNA wobble uridine modification. NCBI's taxonomy places the organism in Eukaryota, Fungi, Ascomycota, Eurotiomycetes, Eurotiales, Aspergillaceae.
AUGGCACCUGCAAAUCUUUCUCACAGGCAAACGCAUAAUUUACUCUUGAUCUCAAAGCUUCUAAGUCUGAGAGAUACAGCGUCUCCGCUGACCCUGCUGUUGGAUUCACUCGAACAACCAGCUACCCCAUUGGUUAAAGAGUAUAUUAGGCGCGCAAAGAUCUCCAAAGUUCACGUCACACUUAUUGCUUUUGAGACAUUAAAGCCAUUAGAUGGCGUUGAUGCGUUCGUUUCCGCCCGAAGGAAAAGCCCCUCACAGAUAGUUAAAGAAGUUGGCGCGGCUUACCAGGCUAUUGCAGCCAAAAACCCUUCUCCUCGACGUCUCAUUCUUAUAGAUUCCAUUAACCCGCUUCUACUCUCAAAAACGAACGAUGCACACUCCCAACUAUCGACGUUCCUUAGUUCAUUCCUAAUUAACUCGAGUCCUUCAGUACCUAAGGUCGAUGUUUCGCUCGUCGUGACUUUCCAUCAGGAUGUUCCAGUCUUACCGGCCCAAUCCCCCUAUUCGCCAUCACCUCUUUCAAUGCUGACCUACCUCGCAACGACAAUCAUAAGGCUACAUUCGUUCUCACACAUACUGGCCCAGAAGGCUGCUCGAGAUCGUAGUCUAGCUGCUCCAGUUUUUGGACUCGAAGAGGAACAGGAUGGAGUACUCCUAGGAAGAUUGGAUAAGCCGAUUGGUAAGGAUUCGGCCGAGGGCAUCGUUCUGGAGAUGGAACACAGGCGCAGGAGUGGACGUGGUGUUUUAGAGUGGUAUAUAUUACCUCCGGCAUCACGGUACUCGCCUCAACAUUUGAAAGAGGUUGUAACGCUGCUUGACGACCAUCCCUUGUAUCGUCCACCGGAGGAGCCAGUGGCAGGAGCAGGCGAAGAUGAGCCCGAGUCUACUUUCGAAUUGCGGCUCACCGACAGACAGCGGAGAGAAAGAGAGGGGGUGGUGCUGCCAUACUUCGAUGCACAGCAAGGUGACGGCCCAGGAGAAGGCGGGCGCAUUUUGUACGACAUGGGAGAGGAAGACGACUUUGACGAGGAAGAAGAUGAAAUAUAA